AUGAUCUGGUGGCUGAAAAUGUCUUCUUUACCCGAGAAGCUAUAUGAUGGCAAAGUGCAAGACGGGGUUGAAUUUAAAGUUAUUAGAGAUCCAAAGCAUAAAUGGUUCGUUAGUGAACAAUUUCUGAACGACUCUUGGCUCCCUUCAUACUGUAAUGGGCCCUUUUAUAUUUCAUCUAAAAGCGCUUUCCUCGGAUUACUUAAGGUGUCCUCAAAUGAAGGCCCGACACAUUUUCCCUUAGAAGACGCCAAUAUUGGAAUAUUGGCAAGAAGAGUUGGAACGGGAACAAUUUUAAACGUAAACCCCAAACUGCAAACAAUGUUCGUCCUACUUUCCCUUUAAACAUAGGGGGUGAAAAUCCAGAAACAACCAGUUUGUUCUGCUAUAAUGCACUUGUAAUUCAACCAUUGUUGUAAACACGUAAACACAUAGUGACUUUUCCGGAGGGUCGUAAAAAAACAUAGAAAUAUCUUGUCGCGCUAACGUAAAUCUUCAGGUUAAUCAAACUUGUCCGGAUUUGUCUUUGUUCGUUACCCCGGCCGUCCUUUAUACGUUUACCUCAUUUUUUCCCGGCACAUCUUUAUAUUCUACAAACUGUUACAGUUUUAAUUUUGGAAUGUGGACUUGAGGAGUCUUGAGUUUUUUUGCCAGGUAAAAGAUAAAAAGGAAGAUCCCGAACUUUGCCCAUAACACGUAAACAAGUGAAAAAAGAGGCCGCAAAGCCUAAAGAGACUGUCUUAAGACCAAUGCAUAUUUGACAACGUUUGUCGACUGAGGCCUUUUGGCUGCAAGUUUUUAAGGUGAAUAAAAAUAGGACUUCCUGACUUUAUUUGUAAAAACAACCGAUAUUUUGUGGGCGUUUUUAAUAAAACAAUUAUUCCACUCGCGCUUGUUGGAUAUGAGAUGAUUAUAGCCAACUCGGCGCUCAAAGCGCCUCUAUGGCUACCUAACCAUCUCAUAUCCAACGCGCACUCGUGGAAUAAUUGUUAAUGUGACAAAUCCGAUGUUAACGUAUCUAAUUUAAUGACCAUUUGUCAAUGUCAGUCGACGAGGCGUUAUCGGCUCAACCUUAAGAACUUAUUGCCCCUGAAACAUCUAGUCAUUGUCUAGUCGAGCUAACGUAAACAUCAUGAUGCGCUUCAGGAUAAUCAAACUUGUUCGGAUAUUUUCUUUGUUUGUUACCGCGGUCUUCCUCUAUACGUUUAGCGAAUUCGUUCCCGGCACAUCCUCAUAUUUUACAAAGCUGUUUCAGGAACGUUCAACGAAAGAAAACCAUCUGUCAACAAGAAAUCAAAUCCAACUCAUCCAAGCGAAUGAGCAGUUAAUUAUUUUCAUUACAAGUACGCCGUUUUACACAAGCAAAAGACUAUCUAUACGUCAAACAUGGUUGUCUCUCUUGGUAAGCAACUCUGUUGCGCGAGGACGAUCUAACAUACGAACACUGAUGAAAAACCCUUCAAAUUCAUCUAGUAACUUGGUUAUCCACUACUGGUUUGUUUGCGGGCAUGACACAAAAGUGGACGUUGAAUCCGCCGUGCGGAAUGAAAGCGCCGUUUACGGCGACAUCUUAAGGCUGAACUACACAGAAUCCUAUUCACUACUUGCCUUCAAGACUAUGAGCUCUUUGUGGCUUGCUUCUGUCAUGGAGGUUCAGUUUAUCGUCAAAGUGGACGAUGACGUAUAUUUGCACGUUCCUAAGAUGAUUUGGUGGCAGAAAAUCUCUUCUUUACCCGAGAAGCUAUAUGCUGGCGCUGUGCAAGACGGGGUUGAAUUAAAAGUUAUUAGAAACCCAAAGCAUAAAUGGUUCGUUAGUGAACAAUUUCUGAACGACACUUUGUUCCCUCCAUACUGUAACGGGCCCUUUUAUAUUUUAUCUAAAAGCACUCUUCUCGAAUUACUUAAGGUGUCCUCGAAUGAAGGCCUGACACCUUUUCCUUUAGAAGACGCCUAUAUAGGAAUAUUGGCAAAAAGAGUUGGAAUCGCGCCUUUACAGCUUAACGGAAAACAUGUCCUCAUUGCCGGGCCAUGGGUGGGAAUUGGUUUGGAAGAUAAAAAACUUCACGAUUUCUUCGCAUUGGGACAUAGGUUGUCCAUUGAACGAAUGUUCAAACUUCAUGCAAGAUUCACCAACUAA
Molecule: messenger RNA, 2134 nt
Organism: Porites evermanni
Lineage: Eukaryota; Metazoa; Cnidaria; Anthozoa; Scleractinia; Poritidae
Source: the annotation of a GenBank genome assembly